AUGCCUGACGAGGCAGUAGAAGAGCCCCAGUGGGGACGUCUUUUACUCACGGGUGGCAUUCAUUGGUCGCUCAAUGGCCGCAAAGACAGGACGGCACAACAAUCUAGAGACUUGCAUAUCCCUCAUAUCCUGCGCUCUUUAUGCGAUGCUAAAAUUGUCAAGAUAGUCACAGGACAUGCUGCCAACUACGGCAUGGCUAUAGAUAUCCGAGGGAACGCUUGGCUCUUCGGGAAAUGUCCAGCUAUCGCUCUAGGUGCUAAUACGAAUGGCGUCAUAUCUGAGCAAGCACCGCUCAAGAUACGACCGUUUGAGACGGGCUGCGGAUUAGGCGUCAAAUUCGUCGGAGGCGCAGCUGGCAAGGGCAAUGCAUUCCUCCUUGACAGCGAUGGCGGUGCUUGGGGUUGUGGUACCAAUCACUGUGCUCAGCUUGGCUUGAACCUGCGUCGCGAGGCUGAAGUUUCCGAAUUCACCAAAAUUGACGGACCAUGGGGUGAUGCCAAGAUAGUUCAGAUAACAGCAGGCUGGACAUUCACCUUGUUCUUGACGGAGGAAGGGGAGGUAUACGGCGCCGGAUCUCACGAGAGCGGACAGCUGGGCAGCGGAAAAACUGGAGCGAGGCUUAUGAAAGCAAACAAGAUGUACCAUGAUUUGGAGUCAUAUCCGAUACUCAUUCGAGGGCUGGAGGGACACAAAAUUGUUCAAAUUGCUUCUGGUAACCAACAUUCCUUGGCAAUGAGUGAUGACGGGCUGGUCUGGGCUUGGGGCUGCGCUGGUUAUUCCCGUCUUGGGUUAGAAGAUACUAGAGACCGGUUGGAGCCCACCAUGAUUCCUGCGUUUGCUGGACGUGAGAUGUCUCGAGCAUCUGCUAUAACUUGCGGUCCUACCAAUUCUGUCGUGAUCGACCGCAGCGGAAGAUAUUGGAUGGCCGGCAAGUGGAAGAUAACCGGUGAUGGCUCAACAGGACAGCCUUAUUCAUCGUUCAAGAAUAUCCAAGAGAUAAAUGGAUGUCGAGCCUUGAAGACAUCCUCAGGUGGAUGUACGCAUUUCAUUACUACGCCGACAGAUGAGGACGGAAUUCAGACGAUUGGAUGGGGUCAAGGAGUGCUUUACGGGGAGCUCGGCCUUGGUGACACAAUGUCGAGCACCAAGCCCGUUGCGAUCGAGGCGCUGGAGGGCGUCGAUGUGAUUGACAUCGCAGCUGGUGCUUUCUUCACCAUGUUCCUUGCCCGACCUGGAGGGAAGCUUUCCGAUCUUGACCGAUAUCCCGAGCAUGUCAACUCGUCAGACAUCUGCAUUGUGUGCGAAGAGUCUGAUCACCAAUUGACACUGGAAUGUGAAAAGGCAAGUACGUCGCAGGCCGCUUGA
This is a messenger RNA of Kockovaella imperatae, 1365 nucleotides long. RefSeq names its product regulator of chromosome condensation 1/beta-lactamase-inhibitor protein II. The transcript is spliced from 14 exons. The record is from RefSeq and is a predicted model, not a curated record. The coding region runs from base 1 to 1365 and encodes 454 amino acids. NCBI's taxonomy places the organism in Eukaryota, Fungi, Basidiomycota, Tremellomycetes, Tremellales, Cuniculitremaceae.